AUGAUCGGCGGUACUGCUGGAUCUAUAGUCGAGCUCCCUCAAGAUAGGCAGAUCGUAUCGGGCCAAAGACAUCGCAAUUUCCUUUACAAUGUAGCUCGAUCAGCAGAGACUAUCGGUUAUGUCUACAUCAUCAUACGCUUGGUUUCGUUAUUGUCAACUUCGGAGAAGACUUGGCAAAUGUGGACACUCUUUCUCCUCGAAACCUUCUUCAUUCAUUUGGCUCGAAAGGAACAGUCAUUGACUGUGUUGGCCACCAAGAAUCCAGAGAGUCUUCCCAGAAAACGACUACGCCUCCACGGAAAUAAAGAUCUGCCCCAUGUAGAUGUUCUUCUGCCAUGCUGCGGCGAAGAUGUUGAUGUGAUUCUACAGACAGUACAAGCGGCUUGUACUCUAGACUAUCCAAAGUCUCAUUUCAGAGUUCUCGUGCUUGAUGAUGGCCAAUCGCAAUUGUUGGAAAAGACAGUAUUGGAGCUGCAGACACAAUGGCCACAUCUUUCCUAUAACUCUCGCGGAAGACAAUCUGGGCAAGUUUUUGCCAAAUCUGGGAAUCUAAACUAUGCUUUAACAUCUCUACAACGGGAUUUCCAACCCGAAUUCUGCGCGAUUUUAGAUGCCGAUUCUAUACCAACGAGGGAAUUUCUGAGGGCCACGCUGCCUCAUCUACUCAUGGACCCAGAGGCGGCUCUUGUGUCUACUCGGCAAUAUUUCUACAAUCUUCCGAAUGGAGAUCCACUAUCCCAAUCGCGGGGGCAUUUUUAUACCUGCCAAAAUGCUAAAUUGGACACCCUUGGAAUCGCCAUUGAUUCGGGGUCAGGCGCAGUCUUUAGACGACAAUCGAUUGUGGAUGCGGGCCUUUACCCGACAUAUUCAUUUUCGGAGGAUUGGCAGCUGUCUUUGCUGCUACGCGGUAUGGGCUACAAAACCUUCCAGGUAGAUGAGGCCUUGCAAUUUGGUCAAGUUCCGGCUUCUCUUGCCGGCCAUAUUGCUCAAAGAAAACGAUGGAACAUCGGCCACGCUCAGCAGAUUGUUGCAAUGAUUUCUCCCAGAGGCAUGUCUCUAUCUUCCCAACUGAGAUUUUCGAUCGCUCGAAACGGAUUCGGUAUCGUAUUUGAAGAGAUUGGAUGCCUCUUGGGGUUUGCUGCCGUACCCCUUCUAUUAUUUUGCGGAAAGAAACUCGUUCCUACCUCAUCGCCAAAUAUGGUAGCACUGCAAUUUAUUCUUUCUCUGGGCCAAUUCUUGCAGGCCGCUUACACCGGCCAUCAAAGCACACCAUUUGCGUUCCUAGAGAACAAGUGGCUAGCAGGAUCGAAUGUUCACGCUAUACUAAGAUUCUACUUUGUCUCAAAAAAGCCGAAAGGUUCAUUCAUUACUGGCAGUAGCGAAAACUCAUUUAAUCACAAGACAGAAUUAUCUCUGUGCAUGAGACUGUAUCGGGACUUGUGGGGAAAUGGCAUUUUUUACAGCGUCAUUCUACUCACCGUUAUACUUUCCUCGAUAAUAUAUUCGUCUAUAUCAGCAACAGGAAAAGCUGAAGACUUUUUUAUGCAUACAAUCACCACCAUUGCGUGGCCCCAGCUCGCGCACAUGUGUUUUUUGGUGUUGAAAAAUCUCUCGGUGCCUAUGAUUUACCUGCUUGACCCACCAAAGUAUACAGCGCGAGCGAUACCCUUCGCCGAUAUGGGAACCAGUCAACUGAAGACUGAGGAAGAUGUGGUAGAUGGUGAGGCUGUGCAAGGGACGUGGAAUGGUAUUGAUAAAGCUGGCAAGAAUUGA
Messenger RNA from Penicillium waksmanii, 1773 nucleotides. Its product is annotated as glycosyltransferase family 2 protein. Bases 1 to 1773 code for a protein of 590 amino acids. The record is from RefSeq and is a predicted model, not a curated record. NCBI's taxonomy places the organism in Eukaryota, Fungi, Ascomycota, Eurotiomycetes, Eurotiales, Aspergillaceae. The transcript is spliced from 4 exons.